AUGGCCAUCCUGUGGUUAUACACGAGAAUCUUCGCCACAGCCCAGUUCAAGCGCUGGUCACGUAUUCUGAUGGGCAUCACUGGCGCCUACGGCGUCGCGUUCCUCAUCCUAUUCAUGAGCAGGUGUUCGCCAAUGUCUCAGCAGUGGGCGCCGGUCCCUGAUGGUCACUGCCGCGACAUCACCAUCGACCAGAUCGUUUCGGUAACAAUCAACAUCGUCAUCGACGUCGCCAUGACCGCACUUCCUAUGCCGGCGCUUUGGGGGCUUCAGAUGCCCCUGAGAAACAAGGUUGCCGUCAGCGCCAUGUUUGGCAUGGGCUUUGCAACCAUUGGAAUCAUGAUCUGGCGCCUUAUCAACACAGUCACCACGAUUGGGGACCUCGACUUCGUCUAUAACCUCCGCGACAUCGGCCUCAUCAGUCUCCUCGAGCUGUGGAUUGGCAUCAUCAUUGCUUGCUUGCCCACUCUUGGCCCCUUGUUCAAGACAUACGUAAAACCCGCCGUCUCCAAGCUGACGAACCCCUCGACCGAGAGGGGAGCUGUUCAUCUCAAGGAGAUUUCUACCAGUGGCCAUAGCAGCCGUCAGCCCCGUCGGAUAUACGACAAGCUCGGUGACAGCGGUUCCUAUAUGGACCUCGAACGCGCCGAGCUGGUCAAAGAGGGUGCUGUUACAACCAGGUGCCAAUUCUCCCCAGAAUUUGAGGCACCGCGUGCCAACAGGCCGGUCAUCUAUGUCCACCAGAACAUUGCGUCAGAGACGUCUCAACGAGAGUCGCAUAAUUGA
Colletotrichum spaethianum is the source of this 783-nucleotide messenger RNA. RefSeq lists its product as uncharacterized. Lineage: Eukaryota; Fungi; Ascomycota; Sordariomycetes; Glomerellales; Glomerellaceae. The coding region runs from base 1 to 783 and encodes 260 amino acids. The transcript is spliced from 2 exons. The record is from RefSeq and is a predicted model, not a curated record.